CAGAAGCUUCAUAUAUACAUACUGGCAUUGGACAGACGACAGCAAGAAUAACGCUGCUGUAUUUUGAGAGCCAAAAACAGUAUUGUUGCAACGCAUCUAUACAUUUGCAUUCUGCAUUAGUUGCAUUCUGCAUCAAAUUGCAUCUGAGGAAGACAUGUUCUACACGUGUGGUCCAAAUGAGGCUAUGGUGGUGUCAGGUCCAUUCUCUAACCCAGUGUUUCCCAACCCUGGUCCUCCAGUUCCCCUAGUGCACAUUUUACUUGUAGCCCUUGACAAACACACCUUGUUCAACUCAUUGAGGGCUUGAUGAUUAGUUGACAAGUUGAAUGAAGUGUGCUUGUCCAGGGUUAUUCGAGGACCAGGGUUGUGAAACAGUGUAAACAUGUACAACUAAAGCGCGGUAGGAUGGUAAUAAUACUCUCAUGUGUAUCUCACAAUCACCCCCCCCCCCUCUCUCUGUUUCCCAGGGUGCCUCCGUUCUCCUCCAGUAAUGAUAGCUGGAGGCAGAGUGUUUGUGCUUCCCUGUUUUCAGAAGAUCCAGAGGAUCUCCCUGAACAUUCUGACGCUGAGCGUGAAGAGUGAGAAAGUCUACACCCGACGUGGGGUUCCCAUCUCGGUCACUGGUAUUGCCCAGAUGAAGAUCCAGGGGCAGAACAAGGAGAUGCUGGCCGCAGCCUGUCAGAUGUUCAUGGGGAAGUCGGAGGGCGAGAUCGCCCAAAUCGCCCUGGAGACGCUGGAGGGCCACCAGAGGGCCAUCAUCGCCCACCUGACUGUGGAGGAGAUCUACAGGGACCGUAAGAAGUUCUCAGAGGAGGUGUUCAAGGUGGCCUCGUCCGACCUGUUCAACAUGGGCAUCAGCGUGGUCAGCUACACGCUCAAAGACGUUCACGACGACCAGGACUACCUCCACUCCCUGGGGAAGUCCAGGACCGCCCAGGUGCAGAAAGACGCCCGCAUCGGAGAGGCCCAGUUCAAGAGGGAUGCUGUGAUCAGGGAGGCCCAUGCCAAGCAGGAGAAGAUCUCAGCCCAGCACGUAAAUGAGAUCCAGAUGGCCAUGGCUCAGAGGGACUAUGAGCUGAAGAAAGCAUCCUACGACAUCGAGGUCAACACCAAGAAGGCAGAGUCUGAGAUGGCCUACCAGCUACAGGUGGCCAAGACCAAGCAGCUCAUCGAGGAGGAGAAGAUGCAGGUCCAGGUGGUGGAGCGCUCUCAGCAGAUCAUGCUCCAGCAGCAGGAGAUCACCCGCAAGGAGAAGGAGCUGGAGGCCAAGGUGAAGAAGCCUGCUGAGGCCACAAGAUACCAAAUCGAGAAGCUGGCCGAGGCCCAGCGUGCACAGCUCAUUAUGGAGGCUGAGGCUGAGGCAGAGUCCAUUAGGAUUAAGGGAGAUGCGGAGGCCUUUGCUGUGGAGGCGAAGGGGAGAGCCGAGGCGGAGCAGAUGGCCAAAAAGGCCGAAGCCUUCCAGCAGUACAAGGAGGGAGCCAUGGUGGACAUGCUGCUGGAGCAACUACCACUAAUGGCGGAAGAGAUCAGCAGGCCUCUGGCGCAGGCUCAGAAGAUCACCAUGAUUUCCAGUGGGGGUACCGAGGUGGGCGCGGCCAAGCUCACAGGAGAGGUGCUUGACAUCAUGACCCUCCUUCCGGCGACGGUGGAGAAACUGACGGGAGUCAACAUCUCACAGGUGACAACUCAUAUGGGCUGAGGACUCCGGUGCUCAGGCAAACCUAUUUCACAACCCUGCCUACUACCACAGCCUUUAACUCUCUCCUCAAGUAUGUUAUGCCAAAAAAACAUAUGGUGCCCUACGUAAUUAUUGGGACAGUGAAGCAUUUUAUCUUCUUUUGGCUCUAUUCUCCAAAAGUUUGGAUUUGAAAUCAAACAAUGACUGAGGUUAACUGCAGACGGUCAGAUUUUCAUCCAUAUCGGGUGAACCGUUUAGAAAUUGCAUUUUGGAGUCACUUUUAU
Oncorhynchus masou masou (cherry salmon) is the source of this 1962-nucleotide messenger RNA. Its product is annotated as flotillin-1-like. Bases 491 to 1699 code for a protein of 402 amino acids. The transcript is spliced from 12 exons. Gene Ontology annotation, biological process: protein kinase C signaling; regulation of receptor internalization; positive regulation of cell-cell adhesion mediated by cadherin. Gene Ontology annotation, cellular component: flotillin complex; cytoplasmic vesicle; plasma membrane. The record is from RefSeq and is a predicted model, not a curated record. NCBI's taxonomy places the organism in Eukaryota, Metazoa, Chordata, Actinopteri, Salmoniformes, Salmonidae.